AUGCACCUUCUUUCCAUGAACAUCAACGGUUGCUGUCAUACCAACCACACGAUCAUCAAUCAUUCGAGGUGGUUUCAUUAUCUGGAAGUGCUGAGAGCCCCGGCUCUUGCGCUUCAACGACCUCGAAGACCGAGUGUGAUCGAACAAGCUCUCCAGCCACUUCGGUUACCCCCAACACUUCGUUCAACAGCGCCUCUCCGGAAGCUCUCUGAAUACCUCCAUGUGUACGAACUGAAGUAG
This is a messenger RNA of Parastagonospora nodorum SN15, 240 nucleotides long. RefSeq lists its product as hypothetical. The record is from RefSeq and is a predicted model, not a curated record. The transcript has 2 exons. Lineage: Eukaryota; Fungi; Ascomycota; Dothideomycetes; Pleosporales; Phaeosphaeriaceae. Bases 1 to 240 code for a protein of 79 amino acids.